CUUAUUCUGUUAUAAAACCUUCGAGACAGCUCUUGUUCGUGCAUUGUGCAAGGUGAGUUAUUUUACAAGGCAAGUGAUUCUAACUUGCAGCUGGGAUUCAGCGAGAGUGUCAACAGUCGAAGACAGCUUUGUAGCAAAAUAUGUCGCUUGUUUCAAUGUAUGACAAGACUCAUCGGUUUCCAUGGCUAGCACCUUCAAACUUCUUUGACCUCCUGAAAUUGAUUCUGGGCUUCAUAGACGCGACUCGUGCAACACAAUUUUCAAGCGAACUCGUCUCCAAACACGCAACAAUGGAUAACCUUCCUCAAGACCUAGUUAAUGAAAUUCUCAAGCGUAUUGCGGAUGUGAAUGACAUUGCAAAUUUUUCGGAAACUAGCAGAGCAUUCCGGGAGGCUAGCUACUUUGCCCUGUCUAUUCGCAUACAGGUGCGGAAUAGUGAUCAUAAAAGAACCCGGAAUCUACUGGAUUCUUUCUCACCGAACUCUGGUUUAAAUCGUCAAGACCUGAAGGAUAACAUGGGGAAGUUUCUGUUGAGAAGGCGUUGCAUAGAGCAACUGCAUAUUGAAGUUGACCCGAUGUUACAAUCGAAAGAAGUUCCUGACAAUAAAAGAUCGAGGACAGACUUCUGGAUGAGCGAUCCGUGUUUUGUCAGUGGAUGGUCACGUCACCUAGGGGCCACGCUUCAGCAUUUAUGUAUGGUGGACUAUGGUAAGCAGGCCGUACUGCGCAAAUCUAGCAUCCUCCAGAUUUUGUCACAAAACUGCAAAUCGCUGAAGACAGUGGAUCUACGGAACAUGUAUAUUGAUACAAGUGGAUGUGAAACAAUGAGCUCCUUGGUAAGCAUGACAUUACACUGUGUUGCAGUACCUGGUGGAGCUUUAGAUGACAUGAACACUUACAUGCCAAAGCUACAGACAAUGGUGCUGUAUGGGGUAGUUGGUGUGGAGAGAGGACAUCUGACUUUCUCGGAGAUGAAAUUUCUUAGCCUUGGUCUUUCAAAUCCAGCGGAAGCAGUCUUCAUAAAUCUUCCUAAGCUUGAGAAGCUGCAACUAAAGAUGAAAUGUCCGAGGGAGCUUGAAAUCGUGGCACCUCGACUGAAACCCUAUUCUUUCAAUCUGGAGGUGCCGGAGCAAUCAAAAGUGCAUAUACGGUACUAGCACCAUCCAAGGUUGAAGAGUUUAGGAUUUAGGGUUUAAGAUCUGGUGCAGGAUGGGAUGAGCAUAUAUAGCUUAAGAUUUGUCUAUUAUUGUGCCCUCAAUAGUCUGUAUUUCCCAACAGUCUCCUACCACUUUUGUGACCGAAAGUAAUGGUUCAGGUUGUGAAAUAAGACAAUGAAGGACUCGUUGUGCUGAGUACAAGUCUUGUAAUACAAUCUGAGAACUGGAGAAUGCAAUUUAGCAUUUGGAUUGCACAAUA
This is a messenger RNA of Physcomitrium patens, 1416 nucleotides long. Its product is annotated as F-box/LRR-repeat protein At4g29420. NCBI's taxonomy places the organism in Eukaryota, Viridiplantae, Streptophyta, Bryopsida, Funariales, Funariaceae. Gene Ontology annotation, molecular function: protein binding. The record is from RefSeq and is a predicted model, not a curated record.